AUGCAAAACACCAGCGCGGCGAGCGCGCUUGCCGGCGCGGACUCUCACGCUGUCACGCUGGAUGGCAGACCCCUGAUCUAUCAGGACGGCGACUCCGGAGGGCGGUCCCUGCGGCGGAACGGAGACGACUGCCCGGAGCCUGCAGGGGAGGAGGAGGCGGAGGAGCCUGCAGGGGAGGAGGAGGCCGUGGAGGGGUAUGGAGAGCAGGACGAGGAGGACGAGGAUGGGCCGUACGGUGGACAACAUUCCAUGCAGCGGCGGCUAGGCCGGGGCCAGUGUCGGGGAAGUCAGAUCAGCAGAGGCGACGGCGGCGGCGGCGGAGCUGCCACCACCGCCGGCACCGCCGCCGAGGAGCCUCUGCCGCUCUUAGACCCGGUUUGUGUGUCAGCGGCAGUCUGCCGUAUGGUACGACUGCACAGGGCGUCGCCGCCGUCGUCCGCCGCCGCCGUGGCGGGAUCGACGGAGUGGCAGCCCUUCCUGCGCCUCGCUGCGGCAGCUGUACGGCAUUGCCUUGCGAACGCCGCCACCUCCGCAACCGCGGGCGAGCUUCCUUCCGCCGCUUUCACCUUGGGUGCGGGGCGCGAAGCGGUAGUACCGGCGACAGCGGCUGUGUCCUCCUGGGUAGUCAGGGCAACACAGCUCAAGGCAGUUGCCGCCGCCGACAGCGGCGGCGGCGGCGGCAAUGGCCACCUGCAUGCGGUCAGCCCCGCGACGCUGGCCUUCGUAGAGGCGGCGGCGGCGGCGGAGCUCGCCGCUGUCGACGCUGUUGCCGCUACCGCUGGCAGCGGCGGUGGGCUUUCUUCGACGGCAGUGGCAGCGGCAGCGGCCCCAGUGGGUCGAUUCAGGCCUCGAGAGCUGGCAAAUGUGGUGUGGGGCCUGGCCUGUCUUCGGAGCCAGGAUGCACAGCUUUGCGGCAGACGAGAGGACCAGGUGCUACUGCUGCGGCUGGCGGAGGAGCUACUGCCGCGGCCGCCGCUGGACGAACAGGCGUCAGGCUUGGCGGCCAUGGAAUCGGCAGCCGGCAGCAGUGCUACUGCCCAUUCCGGCGGUAGCGUCAGCAGCAGUAGUUGUAGUUGGUUUCGGAGCCGCUGGCAGCCCGGGGAGCUCGCGAUGAUGGCAUGGGGUAUGGCGCGCGCCGGCGUGGCGCCGCCGAGCCGCCGCUGGCUGUUGUCGUUCAUUGCGGCGUGGGACGAGCGCACGUUGAUGUCGGCGGCCCCAUCCGACCUGGCCUGUCUGGCCUGUCCUUCUGGGUGGCCAGCACAGAGCACAUACGGUGCCGUACCGCUCCGCGAGCAGCCGCCGCCGCCGGGACGUCGCAACGCUGGUCACCGACGGAUCACCAAGGACGCACUUAACUCGGAACAGAACCUGAGCAGACCGCCUGGCGGGGCUGGCGCUUGUCGUACUGCCGCUGGCUCGGAUGUACGACAUGUGGAUGGCAGCGGGCAGCGGGCCGCGGGGAGCUGGGGUGUCUCCGAGCUGGCGAUGCUAAUUUGGUCGGUGGGGGAGCUACAGCUUGCGCCGCCGGCGGACUGGAUGGAAGCGGCAUUGCGCGCCGCUGCGGCGGCGGCGCCAGCGGCGCCGCCGCUGGCGCUGGCAACGACGCUCCGCGGCGGCAGCGCCAGCUGCUCCAGCAGUACACUCGCCGUACAGCAGCUUCACGGCUCGACGGAUGCUAUAACGUCGGGGGACACCGUGGGGACCGGUAGUGGUCGUACAUGCCCGGCGGCCGAUCAGCUGCGUGUUAGCAGACCCAUGGGUCACUCCUUUCCUUUCCAUGUCGCAGCAGACGGCGCCGCCGUCGCUACGGCGGCGCCGUUGCCGUCGCCGGGCGCAGCGCAGCAGCAGCAGCAGCAGCUGCUGCACCAGCGGCCGCCUCGGCGGCCGCCGCAGUCACCGCCGCCGUGUCAGUCGCUCGUGGCGGCAUUCGUACGGUCGUACCUGGGCCGCUGCGCGGCGGCGAUUGGAGGCUUUGGUCCGAGCCAGGUUGUCGAUUUGCUGGCGGCAGUAGAGGCCCUCGCCGCCUCCGGCCACCUGCCCCCACCCGAAGCCCUUCCGGUGCCGGUUGAGAAGCUUCUGGACGCAGCUGUAGCUCGCUUACAGCGCUGCUAUAGCCUGGGCCUUGGCGCGCGGCAUUUGCUGGCGGCGACCGGCAGCUUGGCGGCAAUGGGCCAUACGCCGCCGGGGGAGUGGUUGGACUGGUGGUUGGACGAGAUGUACGGCAGCUUCGUGGCCGGCCGCUUGCGGUGCCAUGAGCUGGCGGCUGUGUUGCGGGCUCUGGCCGCCUUCCGUGUCGUACCCGGCACCGCCUGGCGUGCCGCCCUGCUGACCGCCGCCGCCGGCCAGCUCCGACAUACCGACAGACCAGGACUGACGAACCUGGCGGCCUCCAUGGCGGCGGCAGGACUACGCUUAGGUAGCGGCGGCGGCGGCGGCGGUGGCGGCGGCCAGGUCGUCGGCGCCACGUUAGCGGCGCCGGCGGAGGCGGCGGCGACCGCGUCUUGGUUCUGGCUGACGCGGUUUUUGCGCGUGUGGUCGGGUCUUCGUGGGUCCCAGCGGGUCCACUACUACGGCGGCACGUCGCCGCUGUUGCGGCCGCCGACGGCGCACCAAGCGGACAGCUUGUGUGAGGCGCUGGUCGCUCUGGCGGGUCCCGUGGCCUGCUGGCCCCCCGCGCCCCGAGCAGCCCUCAGAGCGGCUCUCCUGAGGCUGGGCGCCCUGCCUGCGGUGGCGAGAGCGCUGGGGCUGGGGCCGGAGCUGGGGCUGGGGCCGGGGGCGGGGCUGGGGCUGGGGCCGGAGCUGGGGCUGGGGGAUAAGGGGAUUUAG
Molecule: messenger RNA, 2826 nt
Organism: Volvox carteri f. nagariensis
Lineage: Eukaryota; Viridiplantae; Chlorophyta; Chlorophyceae; Chlamydomonadales; Volvocaceae
Exons: 14
Coding region: 1-2826 (941 amino acids)
Source: RefSeq, a predicted model, not a curated record